AAAUUUAAUUUAUUUUUCUGUUUUUCCGUUUCCUUUUCAGAACCGCAACCUUGUCCCACUUUGCUUGUGGAUAAAUCCUCUUUUUCUGCGCUCUGUCUUCAGAACAAAAAAGUCUUCAUUUUCUUUCUCUCAUCUUAUCAAUUUCUAUUCUCGAGAAAAUCUGAAACAAAACGUAACCGAAUAGCUUUUUUUUUUUGUGAAGAAAAAUUUAUAUUUAAUGGCUGAAACUUUGAUCAAGACAAGCUUGGUUUCUUCUUGGCAUGGAAACAAAAAUCAACAGCUUCAAAGGGCUUCCAUGGUUCCCAAGACUGGUGUCGGAAGUUUUCCAUCUUUGAAGCUGAAAUCUCAGUUUCUCAGAUCUUCUUUUUCAUCUGAGUUUCAUGGCAAAAAGCCUCUCUUUCGUGUAACUAGAUCAAUACCAUCCAAAAGGAUCAAUUCACAGUUUUCAGUUUCAGCUGCUCCUAAGAUGACACUUAGAAUAGGGAAAGCUCAAAAAUGGUGGGAAAAGGGUCUUCAACCUAACAUGAGGGAGGUGACUUCAGCACAAGAUCUUGUAGAUUCACUUUUAAACGCAGGGGACAAACUUGUGAUUGUUGAUUUUUUCUCUCCUGGUUGUGGUGGCUGCAAAGCCCUUCAUCCUAAGAUAUGUCAAUUUGCAGAGAUGAAUCCUGAUGUUGAGUUCCUUUCUGUGAACUAUGAGGAGCAUAAAUCUAUGUGUUACAGUCUUAAUGUUCAUGUCCUUCCGUUUUUCCGGUUCUAUAGAGGCGCUCAGGGUCGAGUAUGCAGCUUUAGCUGCACCAAUGCCACGAUCAAGAAGUUUAGAGAUGCAUUGGCCAAACACACUCCAGAAAGGUGCAGCUUGGGGCCAACCAAAGGGUUAGAGGAGAAAGAGCUCAUAGCUCUAUCCGAAAACAAAGAUCUUUCCUUUACAUACUCGCCUCAACCACUGCCUGUAAAUGAAGAGUUGGGGACCGAAGCUGCACCUGCGAGUUCGGAGUCGAUUCCUCUACCUUCAUUGACAUCGAAUUCUGAAGUGUUGGAGAGAACCCUAACCGGUGCUGGGAGAUGAUGCGGCAGUGUUUGUAUGCAACCGCAUCUUCUGACUUCAUCCUUGUACAGUGUAGGUCUGGUGUAAUAUGAUGAAGCAGUAUAUAUACUUGUGAGAAUGAAGAUAUAUCUUUGAAGAUCAAGUCACAUAGUGUGUAUUCCUCCAAGGCAUUUGGAUUUAUGGUUUUUUGGAUCCAUGCCUUGCUAGUAUUAGGGAAAUUUUAAGCCCGAAGAGUUAUUAGUCUUAGUAUGGUUUCAAAAUAGGUUUGCUGCGAUUGAUGUCUAUGAUCGUCGCAUAUAAUAACAUCAAGGGUUUUGAUGUCUCUGAUGAUCAGUCACAUAUAACAUCAAGGGUUUUGAUGUCUGUCUCUGAUCGCGCUGCAUAUAACCGCGAAUAUCAAAAACUGUAGAGCCUUGCAAGAAUUGCAGAACCUUGAUUAUUAGUUGCUAGUUGCUGUUAUUUUUGUGUGUGUGAGGAAGAAUCCCUAUCAAAUGUUGUAAAAUGAAUGCUAUUUUAUUCAGUAAUGGAUAAUCUUGCUUCUGUUCUA
This is a messenger RNA of Lathyrus oleraceus (garden pea), 1595 nucleotides long. Its product is annotated as thioredoxin-like 1-1, chloroplastic. Gene Ontology annotation, cellular component: chloroplast. NCBI's taxonomy places the organism in Eukaryota, Viridiplantae, Streptophyta, Magnoliopsida, Fabales, Fabaceae. Gene Ontology annotation, biological process: cell redox homeostasis. The record is from RefSeq and is a predicted model, not a curated record. Bases 218 to 1069 code for a protein of 283 amino acids. The transcript is spliced from 4 exons.